This is a messenger RNA of Dromiciops gliroides (monito del monte), 1797 nucleotides long. Its product is annotated as solute carrier family 22 member 20-like. Gene Ontology annotation, biological process: transmembrane transport. The record is from RefSeq and is a predicted model, not a curated record. Gene Ontology annotation, cellular component: membrane. Lineage: Eukaryota; Metazoa; Chordata; Mammalia; Microbiotheria; Microbiotheriidae. The transcript has 10 exons. Gene Ontology annotation, molecular function: transmembrane transporter activity. Bases 1 to 1653 code for a protein of 550 amino acids.
AUGGGGCACUUCCAGGUCCUACAGACUGCACUGAUGUUCAUUACUGGGAUAUUGGUGGCUUGUCAAAAUUACUUAGAGAAUUUCACUGCAGUGGUCCCAGAACACCACUGUCGGCUCCAGAACCAGACAAGUGUUGAGGCUCCUUUUCUGGGAGAUGGCAGGGACUCUGACCUGCUGAAAGUGUCCAUUCCCAUGGAUAAGCAUGGAAAGCCUGAGACCUGCCUCAGGUUCACUGAACUUCAGUGGCAACUCCUGAAUCCAAAUGCCACAGAGCAGACAAGACUGGUCACUGAGGACUGCCUGGAUGGAUGGGUCUAUGACAAGAGUGAAUUAUCCUCAUCUAUUGUUACUGAGUGGGACCUGGUGUGUGGACAGAAGUCACUGAAGACAAUUACUCGGACAAUAUAUGUGGGAGGAUUCCAGAUAGGAAGUAUUUCUUGGGGGAUACUGUCUGACAGGUUUGGGAGGAGAACAGUUCUGCGGUGGGCCUCUCUGUUGGCCAUCAUUGCUGGUAGCUGUACAGCCUUUAUGCCCACCUUUGCUGCCUAUGCCACAACCAGAUUCCUCACUGGUGCUGCACUAUCGGGCAUCUACCACACCAGAAACUGCCUGACCUUAGAGUGGACCCCUACUGAGAGACGGAUCCUGGUGAACACUUGUAAUUCAUAUGCCUUCACUUUUGGACACAUGAUCCUGGCCGGCUGGGCCUACCUGGUCAGAGAUUGGCGCCGGCUGCAGUUCUCCAUUUCGGGCUCAUUUGGGAUUGUGCUCCUUUUUUCUCUGGCCCUUCCAGAAUCUGCUUGUUGGCUAAUCACCCACAACAAACUCGAUGCAGCAGUGAAGACCCUUCGGAAGGUGGCCUGGAUCAAUGGACACAAGGAGCAGGGGAGGAAGCUCACUCUGGAAGGGGUAAUGUCUUAUAUUCAGGAAGACCUUGCAUCUGUGAAGCCAAAAUCUAUUCUCAGAAACCUUUUCCAGAACCCAGGAAUAUGCAAGAUAACAUUGUGUGCUGGAUUUGGGUGGUUUGCUGCUGGAUUUUCGUUUGCUGGACUGAUUUUGGACUUGCAGAAAUUUGGCUUCAGCAUUUACUUGGUCCAAGUGCUAUUUGCACUCAUAGAUUUCCCAACACGCUUCCUUGCAGCCGUUAUCAUGUCUCGUUGUGGAAACCGCUUAACCUUCAUCUUCUGUGCAGUUUUCUCUGGGUGCUUGAUAAUCACUGACAUAUUUGUGCCUCAAGAUAUGGCUGCCCUUAGGUUGACAAUCAGUGUGCUUGGGAAAGGAGGUGUGGGACUUUUGUUUUUAUGUCUUCACCUCUUCACACUGGAACUCUACCCAACUGAAGUCAGGCAGAAGGGAAUGAGUGUUGGUGGUUUAGCAUUAAGCUUUGGUGCAAUGCUGGCUCCCCUUGUCUUCAUUAUUGACAGCUAUAGCCAUAUUGUACAGCCUCUCUUAUUUGGAGGAAUGCCUAUCCUUUCUGCCAUUGCUGUCUCCUUCUUGAUUGAGACCCAUGGCCUCCCGCUGCUGCAAACUAUCCAAGAGACAGAAAAGAGGAUGAAGAGGGCACAGUGUCUGAAAGGAAAUGCCAAGAAAGACAUUCAGGAGAGACCAGCCUUGCUUAUGCCUGAAAUGCCACAGGCUGAGAGCACAGUUUGACACUUUCCUGUAUGCCCUCACCUGUGCCUCUGAGGGACUCCAAUGUCUGGACUCAGUUUCGUUAUUUUUUCUUAUUGUGAUGGAUGGAUGGAUAGAUUGCGAUCUACAUUUUCUGGAUUGAAAAGGGCAUUCUCUGCCUGCUGA